Molecule: messenger RNA, 382 nt
Organism: Glycine soja
Lineage: Eukaryota; Viridiplantae; Streptophyta; Magnoliopsida; Fabales; Fabaceae
Product: ISWI chromatin-remodeling complex ATPase CHR11-like
Exons: 3
Coding region: 29-382 (117 amino acids)
Biological process (GO): chromatin remodeling
Molecular function (GO): DNA binding; nucleosome binding
Source: RefSeq, a predicted model, not a curated record
CUCAGAGUCUAAAUACUUCAAGCAAACAAUGCGCCAAGGUGGUCUUACUAAACCAAAAGAGCCUUGUAUUCCUAGCAUGCCUCAAUUGCAUGACUUCCAGUUUUUCAACACACACAGGCUGAGUGAGCUGUAUGAAAAGGAAGUUCGCUACCUCAUGCAAACACAUCAGAAGAAUCAGGUGAAAGAUUCCAUAGAUGUUGAUGAACCAGAAGGUAUGGAAGUACUCUUAACAAAUUGUAGUCUUUUCCCUUAUUUGUAUGUAAUUAAUUGGGUAAAUUACUCUCCUCUAAAAGAUGCUUUGAUUACACUACUCCCUCCCCCAUGUUACACUUUAGUGUAUAUUAGGUUGAAUGAGCCUCCUUGGAAUGUUCUCUCUCUUUAA